Choloepus didactylus (southern two-toed sloth) is the source of this 2686-nucleotide messenger RNA. RefSeq names its product UDP-glucose pyrophosphorylase 2 (gene UGP2). Gene Ontology annotation, biological process: glycogen metabolic process; UDP-alpha-D-glucose metabolic process. The coding region runs from base 248 to 1741 and encodes 497 amino acids. The record is from RefSeq and is a predicted model, not a curated record. Lineage: Eukaryota; Metazoa; Chordata; Mammalia; Pilosa; Megalonychidae. Gene Ontology annotation, cellular component: cytoplasm. Gene Ontology annotation, molecular function: UTP:glucose-1-phosphate uridylyltransferase activity. The transcript has 10 exons.
GGGGGGAGGUGUUUAGGAGAAACUGGGGUCUUUGGGUGUCUGGACAGCCCGGUGGGCGGAGGGUGUCAGCAGCCGGGCUGCGACCGCUGGUGAGGGGCUCGGAUGUGCAUAUGUAAGGGAAGGGUAGAGAGAAGGGAGCCUCAAGGGCGACAUAUUCUCCUGGCCUGCGAGCCUUCUUCCCGGGUCGCCAUAAACGUCCCCAAUUUCCUGGCUGCUGAAACAAGAGGAGGAAGAUCUUAGCAAAGCAAUGUCUCAAGAUGGCGCCUCUCAGUUCCAAGAAGUCAUUCGACAAGAGCUAGAAUUAUCUGUGAAGAAGGAACUAGAAAAAAUACUCACCACAGCACCGUCACAUGAGUUUGAGCACACUAAAAAAGACCUUGAUGGAUUUCGGAAGCUAUUUCAUAGAUUUUUGCAAGAAAAGGGGCCUUCUGUGGAUUGGGGGAAAAUUCAGAGGCCUCCAGAAGAUUCGAUUCAACCCUAUGAAAAAAUAAAGGCCAGGGGCUUGCCCGAUAAUAUCUCCUCUGUGUUGAAUAAGUUGGUGGUGGUGAAACUCAAUGGCGGUUUGGGAACCAGCAUGGGCUGCAAAGGCCCGAAAAGUCUGAUCGGUGUGAGGAAUGAGAACACCUUUUUGGAUCUCACGGUUCAGCAGAUUGAACAUUUGAACAAAACCUAUGAUACGGAUGUUCCUCUUGUUUUAAUGAACUCUUUUAACACAGAUGAAGAUACAAAAAAAAUACUACAGAAGUACAGUCAUUGUCGUGUGAAAAUCUACACUUUUAAUCAAAGCAGGUACCCAAGGAUUAAUAAAGAAUCUUUACUGCCUGUGGCAAAGAAUGUAUCUUACUCAGGGGAAAAUACUGAAGUUUGGUACCCCCCAGGACAUGGUGAUAUUUAUGCCAGUUUCUACAACUCUGGUUUGCUCGAUACCCUUAUAGGAGAAGGCAAAGAGUAUAUUUUUGUGUCUAACAUAGAUAAUCUGGGUGCCACAGUGGAUCUUUAUAUUCUUAAUCAUCUAAUGAACCCACCCAAUGGGAAACGCUGUGAAUUUGUCAUGGAAGUCACAAAUAAAACACGGGCAGAUGUAAAGGGUGGGACACUCACUCAGUAUGAAGGCAAACUGAGACUGGUGGAAAUCGCUCAAGUGCCAAAAGCACAUGUCGAUGAGUUCAAAUCUGUAUCAAAAUUCAAAAUAUUUAACACAAACAAUUUAUGGAUCUCUCUUGCAGCAGUUAAAAGACUGCAGGAGCAGAAUGCCAUUGACAUGGAAAUCAUUGUGAAUCCAAAGACUUUGGAUGGAGGCCUGAAUGUCAUUCAGUUGGAAACUGCAGUAGGAGCUGCCAUUAAAAGUUUUGAGAAUUCUCUAGGUAUUAAUGUUCCUAGGAGCCGUUUUCUACCUGUCAAAACCACAUCAGAUCUCCUGCUAGUGAUGUCAAACCUCUAUAGCCUUAAUGCAGGAUCCUUGACAAUGAGUGAAAAGCGGGAAUUUCCUACAGUACCCUUGGUUAAAUUAGGCAGUUCUUUUACAAAGGUUCAGGAUUACCUAAGAAGAUUCGAAAGUAUACCAGAUAUGCUUGAAUUGGAUCACCUCACUGUUUCAGGAGAUGUGACAUUUGGCAAGAAUGUUUCAUUAAAGGGAACAGUUAUCAUCAUCGCAAAUCAUGGUGACAGAAUUGACAUCCCACCUGGAGCAGUAUUAGAGAACAAGAUUGUAUCUGGAAACCUUCGCAUUUUGGACCACUGAACUGGAAAAUACUGUGUACACUUUAUACUAAUUAUGGGUUAAAUAGUUUCUUACAAUAAAAUGUUAUCUAGGAUUCUAAAAUAGGCAGGUACUAUGUUACUGUAUCUUGCACUGUUAAUUUUUAAAGUAGAGUUUUCUGCAGUAUCUUGCACUGUUAAUUUUUAAAGUAGAGUUUUCUGCAGUAUGCUUUUAGUCUAAGAAAAGCACAGAUGGAAGCAAUACUUUUCAUUUUGAAGAGAAUCCUGAAAGUCAGUUAAUCUUAAAGUGCAAUGCUUAAACUAGGGCAGCUCUGCUGGAAGAUCUUUUAACAGAUGCCUUAGUGAUGGUCAUUUUGAAUUGCUUAUGGUUUCAAAAAUAAAGCUGUGAAGUAAUACAUGUAUACCUUUAUGCUUUUCAAGGACAACUUUAUGAAAUGAUGAAAUAAAAUGGUUUGCUCUUACUAAACAGUUAUAUGAGUUGGAAGAUUUGCUCCUGGAAAAUUUGCUCCUGGAAUAUUUACUCACUGGCCAGUACCUAGCAAACCCAGUUAUUUCUAUAGGAAUUAAACUUGAAGGUAUUCAGUACCUCUCAUCUUGUUCUAAAGCUGGGAUGGGAUGCCUGCCAUGCUUUCCACAGACUUUCCAUUUAUUGAAACAAAGCAGUGUUUCUUUUCCUAGCUGAGAGGGGUGGGUUGGGCAGAGGUUGGGCAUUUCUGUCACAUCCUUGUUCUCUAGUCUGGGGGGUGGGGUGGCAGUAUAACUUUUUACAGACAAGUUCCCUUUCCUUGAAGUUUCCUUUUCUUGAAAACUGUUCAUGAAUAACUUUCAAAUCAGGUCUGCUGGAAGUUCCAUUGUGCCUUUUCUCUAAAAUCACAUUUUCCAAUUUCUGCAUACUUGUUUUGAGUAGGCUGCUUAUUUAUUUAUUUUAAAGUAUACUGUAUACUAUUAAAAGAAGUUGUCUUUUAAA